Molecule: messenger RNA, 1501 nt
Organism: Cuscuta epithymum
Lineage: Eukaryota; Viridiplantae; Streptophyta; Magnoliopsida; Solanales; Convolvulaceae
Source: the annotation of a GenBank genome assembly
GCCCAGCCAAAAAAUAAAACAAUCGCCCAAAAUUAGAACUCUAAAGCACAGACCGCGUUUCCACUUCUGCGGGGAUAGUUAAUUGGCAUCGGUCGCGUGUCCAGUCUCCCUUCACCAGAAUCGGUAAUCGGCAUUAGACUGCGCCCUGUGUGACUGUUCGCUGGUCGGCUGUCGGACGGUUGCGCACGGUGGCUGAGCACCCCUUAGCCUCUAGCCGCUGCCUACUAGUGCUACACGACAACCUCUAGCCCUCGGAUGCACGAUUGCGCCAUUUCUGCUCUUGGCCUCUAAAUCCACCCCUGAACCCAUUCUAAGCGGAAGCCAAAUAUGACAUCACUCUAUUAUGUUUGCACCAUUUCAAAGGCUCCAUUUCUUCAUCUUCAUGGCUGCGGAAAGUCUCUGUUCCCUUCAUCGCACAGCAAAAUCUCCUCAUUUCGCUCUCACCCUAGCUUGUGCAAGGUUGGUGUCAGAUGCAGUUAUUCAGGCAAUGACAUCAAAGGCAAUCUGAAUACAGCGGCCAUUGAUAUUGUGGCUGAUGUGAAGAGUGAACGAAUUGUAGUAUUGGGAGGUAGUGGCUUUGUUGGCUCUGCAAUUUGCAAAGCUGCAGUGUCCAAGGGCGUUGAGGUUAUAAGUCUGAGCAGAUCAGGGCGUCCGUCUUACUCUGAUUCAUGGCUAGAUCAAGUGACUUGGAUUUCAGGGGAUGUUUUCCAUGCAAAUUGGGAUGAUUUUCUUGGUGGGGCAACAGCAGUUGUUUCAGCGCUUGGAGGUUUUGGAAGUGAGGAACAGAUGCUAAGGAUUAACGGUGAGGCGAAUGUUGUGGCUGUUCGUGCCGCAAAAGAUUAUGGGGUUCCAAAGUUCAUCUUGAUCUCAGUCCAUGAUUAUAAUAUCCCGUCCUUUUUAAAAACAUCGGGUUACUUCACUGGAAAGAAGAAAGCUGAAGCAGAGGUCCUCUCCAAAUAUCCAAACUCAGGUGUGGUCCUUAGACCAGGCUUCAUAUAUGGGAAGAGGAGGGUAGCCAAUGGGUUUGAGAUUCCACUGGAUUUGAUAGGGGAGCCAAUGGAGAGGUUCCUGAGUAUGGUGGGGGAGUAUACCAGGCCUCUGAGCUCCAUUCCCACCUCUGAUCUGCUGCUAGCCCCUCCCAUCAGUGUGGAUGACGUCGCUUCUGCAGCCGUUAAUGCCGUCACUGAUGAUGAAUGCUUUGGGGUUUUCACCAUUGAACAAAUCAAGGAAGCCGCUGCUGGAACCAAGGUCUGAAAUCAUCAGCAUCAUCAUACGAUAAUUCCUCCUACCGGGGAUAAAGAAUCUCUAUAUAUGGAUGUAUGCUGCCUAUAAGUGUAACUAAAUUUGUUUUUGUUGUGACCUCUUGUUUCUUUGACUAAUUAUACAGUUUCUUUGUAAUGUUUUUUCGCUUAUUCUAGUGUAUAAUUGAAUGUGCCGCUAAAAUUACCAUGCUGAAAAAAAUUGAAGAAAAGAACUACACUACCCGAAAAGUAUAGUAAUC